AUGGACAAGAAUCCUCUUCUAAAGCACUUCACCCUUGAACAGCCAGGUGCGGUACGGGAGGCGUACGCAUUGGCUAGGAGAAGAAGAAAGGCCCUUGGUACGACACAGAAGGCAAGACGAACGGAGCUUUUCCAAACGACACUGGUCCAUUAUAAAUUCCGGGUGUACUUUAGGAAACCAUGUCUUAUCAACAGACUUUCGGCCGAACUACUGAUGGAGAUAUUAUCCUACCUUCCUUUGACUCCGGAGAACGUCGGUAUCCGAGUCCAUGCCGCUCCGUUUGGACUCCCCGAAGUCCCCGAUGAGAACUCUGGCUAUGAAGCUGGUGGCAUUGGUCACAGUGACGAGUAUGAGGGCGACCUCGAUAUCUCUUCAUAUGCAAUGCGAAUAGCACAACGCAGCAGCGGUUAUGGCACCUGUUUGGCUGAGCUCCAUUUCCAGAAUGGAUGUGCCCGCUUUUGCUCUCAGCAACGUUGGAACUACCUCGAAGUCCUUCGUGUGUGCAAGCACUGGAGAGACACCACGUAUGGGUGUCCCCAAUUCUGGGCCCACAUCGCACCUCAGAACCUCUGGACUGUCGCGCGCUCGCUCGAACUGUCUGGCCAGCUGCCACUUAGCAUCGUCGAGAGCAAGGAACGUCGGAAAUGGCUCUCAGUGGAAGCUAUGUCUCUCGUCCUUGAACAUCUCUACCGCGUUCGUAGUUUGGAAGUGCCCACUCUCAGUAGCGAUGUUCACAGCCACGUUCUAUUGACACAGGUCCUAUUGGACGCGCUCGCGCACUCGCAUGCCACCCAGCUUGACACACUUCACUUGGAGUUACCCAACUUAGUAUCGGGUAGACCCUCUAUUGCCACUCGAGACUGGAUAGAACAGGACUUCCCUUCCCUACGCGUUCUCAUCCUUGCUUCGGUCAACAUGGUAUCGCCUUGUGCUUUGGUGGCACCAACCCUCACGGAGCUCAACUUAAUCGAUUGCACUCCGCCUUGGAAAACUGCCUCCGACUUCUUCCAGACGAUAUCUCAUCUACCUCAACUUGAGGUCCUUUCUCUCCACAAGUGUAUCAGCCCACCAGACUUCGAAGACGAGCGUGCACCGGUGCCGAGUACGACGGCCCUUCCCAUCCCUUUGAAGCGUCUCACUUCACUCGAGCUCGAAGGCUCAUUUCGCUUCAUAGUUCGCGUGUUAUUGGCACUCGAGUUCCCACUCAGCGUCACAUCACUUGAUCUAUCUUACAAGCUCGACGAACACGGCACGAACCUGGGCCCCAACUCCGAGGCGACGCUAUCAAGAGUACGCGACAAAUUCGCCGCUUACGCCAACGCAAUACCGUCGGGCAUACGCCGCUCCACUGUCGAAUACGAAGUCGACCUGGAAAACAACUGCAUAGAUGUCACCCUGACCCGCCGUGCCCCGAACGAACUCGACAUCUCGCUAAGUCAUCAAUGGGACGAAAACCAGGAUCGCCAUGCAGGUGACAUCCUCGCGUUCGUUCGCCAGACGUGCGGCGCGCUCUUCUCAGGGAAGCACAACGUAGCCUUGAGGCUGCUCGUGGCAGGGUCAUUCGGGCCAAUCACUGAGGCUUCGCCGACAUUCACGCCGGAGGCCUGCUUCCAGCUAUUAACCACGAUGAAGGGCGUAUCUCAUCUUCGCCUUUCAGAGCGGGCCGCUCAUGCUUUCAUCCCCUGGAUGGUUCGCCGCCUUCAUACUGCGGCCGACGUCCCCGUCGACGAACAGGAUGGCGAGACGCUCGAUACGGCGGACGCAGACCUCGACGAUCCGCCGGGGUGGGAGCAGGAACGUCAGGAUCUGCAGAGGAAAUACGCAGCGAGGCGCCAACCCAUGGUCGAGCCUACACUCCUGUUCCCAUCCUUGCGCACGCUUGUUCUUCGCGAAUGCGAGCUCUACGACACAGUCCGCGAGGAUGAGUCGGCGCCGGAGGACAUCUUGUUCUCGUAUAUCUGGUUAUACCUACAUGCGCAACAACCGCGGCUGGUCCUCGAUACCGUCGAGCUCACGCCGCGGAUGUUGCAAGAGCUGAGACGCAAGCUUGGCUCGGGCCGUCUGGACGAGCGGAGUGUGUGGCUCGCAGAGGAUGAUGAUCCGUACAUCAACGUUGUGCAAUCGUCGUGGAGUGAGGGGGUGGAAGAGCUGGAGGUUUGUGAGGGGAACCGGAUGAAGAUCGUGAGGACGCCGCGAUGGAGCGUGCUUGAGAAUGACCAGGACCGGAGCAGGACAGAGAAAACGACUGCAAUCUAUGGGUGA
This is a messenger RNA of Peniophora sp. CBMAI 1063, 2262 nucleotides long. The record is from the annotation of a GenBank genome assembly. NCBI's taxonomy places the organism in Eukaryota, Fungi, Basidiomycota, Agaricomycetes, Russulales, Peniophoraceae.